CCGACCAAGGACUCGGAGCGGCAAGCGGCGCGCGGCCUAGCGGCAUGGCCCAGACCGCACGCGUGUCAGUGCCGUGACGAGGCGUGACGAAGCAGUGUGGCGAGUGUGCCGAGUGUGACAUGCGGCGCCAGUGAUUUGUGUGAGUGCGACAGUGGUACCAUGGGGCCUUGUGGCGGUGUGCUGGCAGCCCCAGCCGCCCCAGCCCCCCUCCCCCUCCCCCUCCCCGCCCCGCGGCCGGCGCGGCUGUCCUGGAUGCUGCUGCUGCUGGUCGUGCUGCUGGCGGUGCCCAUCGUCCCCGCGCUCAACUGGCAGGACAACAUCAGGCCCAAGAUGAAGGUGGAACUAGGGGCCGAGGACGUGUUCCGGUUCGGCGGCAACGAGUCCCACGUCGACUACUUCCGCCUCGCCGUGCGGGACGGCAACUCGCUGCUGGUCGGCGGGAGUAUGUAUGGAGCAUUGGCCGUGUUCUCGCGGGUGGCGCGGGUGUGCAAGAGAGACAGCGGCGGCCCGCACAACUUCCGCAACCGGUGGACGUCCUUCCUGAAGGCGCGACUCAACUGCUCCGUCCCCGGAGACUUCCCCUUCUACUUCAACGAGAUGCAGUCGACCACGGAGAUGAUUGAGGGCGUGUACGGCGGCAACCACUCGCAGCUCAUGUACGGCGUGUUCACCACCCCCGUCAACAGCAUCUCCGGCUCGGCCGUGUGUGCCUUCUCGCUCAAAGACAUCAACCGGGCCUUCGAGAGCUCCUUCAAGGAGCAGGCAGAGAUGAACGCCAACUGGCUGCCCGUGCCGCCCAACAAGGUGCCCGACCCGCGGCCCGGGCAGUGCGUCAACGACUCCAGGACGCUGCCCGACCUCACCCUCAACUUCAUCAAGACCCACUCCCUGAUGGACGGCUCGGUGGGGUCCUUCUUCAGGCAGCCCGUCGUGAUCCGGACCAGCUUCAACUACCGGUUCACCCAGAUAGCAGUGGACCCCCAGGUGAAGACCCCGGGCGGCAAGGCGUACGACGUUCUGUUCAUCGGGACAGACAACGGCAAGGUGAUCAAGGCCGUGAACGCGGACGCGGCCGACACCCUGAACCGCGUGAGCCCCGUGGUGAUCGAGGAGAUGCAGGUGUUCGCGUCGCACAUCCGCGUGCGCAACGUGCGCGUCGUCAAGGCGGGCGAGGGCGGCGUGUCGGACGGCCGCCUCGUGGUGGUGUCCGACGCCGAGGUCCAGGCCCUGCGCCUGCACCGCUGCUUCUCCGACAAGAUCCUGUCGUGCAGCGAGUGCGUGGCGCUGCAGGACCCGUACUGCGCGUGGGACAAGCAGGCGGGCCGGUGCCAGGCGCAGAGCACGACGGGGCCGGGCGCCAAGCGCUGGGCCGACGACAAGCAGUUCUACCAGAGCAUCGCGACGGGGCUGCACCCGGGCUGCCCGGCCAGCAAGGCGGCGUCCACGCGCCACAGCGAGCGGCACGGCGACCGCGGCGACGCCAGCAGCGCCAGCAGCGCCAGCUCGACGCACAAGACGCACCACAACGCCGACUCGAGGCAGGCCGGCAAGGAGGGCGAGGACGGCGAGGUCAUCAACAUCACCCAGGGCACGGACUCGGGCCCCGAGGUGAGCGCGGCCGACUCGCUGCUGCCGCAGUACUCCGUGGAGACCCUCGCCAUCGCCGUGGUGGCCGGCGCGGCCGCCGCGCUGCUGCUGGGCUUCGCCAUGGGCUACUUGUGCGGCCGCAAGUGCAGGAAGGACGACGACGACAACCUGCCGUACCCGGACACCGAGUACGAGUACUUCGAGCAGCGCCAGAACGUCAACAGCCGGCUGACUGCGGAGCCCAAGCUGCUGCCCCAGGAGGAGGUGACCUACGCCGAGCCGCUGCACCUGCCGCAGGCCAACAGCAAGUCGCUCAACUCGCCCAAGAGCACGCUGCGGAAGGUCCAGCAGCACGCCAACAGCACGGCGGCGCAGGAGACUCUCUUCCAGUUCCCCGAGGCGUACGCGCCGCCCAGCUACGCCCAGCAGCGGAUGCCGCGAGACAACUUCGGCACGCUGCGGUCGCACCACGACGGCUUCGGCACCACCCGCAGCGUCAAGAAGGUGUACCUCUGAGACUCCGGGGGGGAGGAGGACAUGUCGGCGCUGGCGCUGCGCGGCCACCACGCUAGGGGCCAGCACGGCCAGCACCAGCAG
Messenger RNA from Thrips palmi, 2184 nucleotides. It is a transcript of the gene Sema1a, whose product is annotated as semaphorin-1A. The transcript is spliced from 11 exons. Lineage: Eukaryota; Metazoa; Arthropoda; Insecta; Thysanoptera; Thripidae. The coding region runs from base 160 to 2103 and encodes 647 amino acids. Gene Ontology annotation, biological process: negative regulation of axon extension involved in axon guidance; neural crest cell migration; negative chemotaxis. The record is from RefSeq and is a predicted model, not a curated record. Gene Ontology annotation, molecular function: chemorepellent activity; semaphorin receptor binding.